Molecule: messenger RNA, 1330 nt
Organism: Hibiscus syriacus
Lineage: Eukaryota; Viridiplantae; Streptophyta; Magnoliopsida; Malvales; Malvaceae
Product: receptor-like protein kinase ANXUR2
Exons: 1
Coding region: 31-1185 (384 amino acids)
Biological process (GO): protein autophosphorylation
Cellular component (GO): plasmodesma; plasma membrane
Molecular function (GO): transmembrane receptor protein tyrosine kinase activity; ATP binding
Source: RefSeq, a predicted model, not a curated record
UUAAACUUUACCAUAUAUCUUCUCUCAAGCAUGUUGAUUAAAUAUAAUCCAAUGAAGCAUCCUCUGCGUUCUCUUCUACACUUGUUUGUUGCCAAGAAAAAAUCCCCUCAACUAGAACCAGGUUCAGAACUUCCGGAUGAGAUAUGCCGUCAAUUUUCACUAGCCGAGCUCAAAGCCGCUACCAACAACUUCCACCCAGACUCCAUUUUUCGUACAAUUCAUGGCUGUAGUACUCUUUAUAAAGGGAUCAUCGAUUAUGGAACCGUUGUUUUUAUCAAACGUAUCUAUAGCAGUUCAAAACCAAAUGAGGUAGAGAUGCUUUGCCAGUUGCACCACCCACAUCUCGUCUCUCUUAUCGGCUUCUGCCUCCUGGAGAAACAGACGCUCCUGGUGUUCGAAUACAUGAGCAGAGGGUCACUCGCUGAUUUCCUCUUUGGGGGUGGGGAGGAUUUUGUUCCACUAGCUUGGAAACGUAGGUUGCAGAUCUGUAUCGGUGCAGCACGUGGAUUACAUUACCUUCACACCGGGGCCAAGCGUUCUGUAAUCCACCGUGACAUCAGGACCUCAAACAUACUUAUAGAUGAGCAAUGGUCUUCUAAACUUUCUGAUUUUGACCUCUCCAAACUGGGUCCUCGUAGCAUGUCCAAAGCCUUGAUAAGAAUUGAUUCACGUGUUUUGGGAACUUUGGGAUUUAUGGAUCCAGAGUAUGCCAUGUCUGGGGAACUCACAGAAAAAUCUGACGUCUUCUCGUUUGGGGUCACUUUGUUCGUAGUUCUUUUUGGCAAAGCAGCGAUUGAUCGCAGCCUACCGACGAAUCAAAGUUAUAUACUUGAUUGGGCCAAGGAAUCCCUAAGGGAAGGAACCAUUUAUCAUGCCAUUGAUCCACAGCUCAAGGGAAGGGUAGCUCCGGAAUGUUUGAACAAGUAUUUGGAAAUCGCUUCUAGUUGUGUCCACGGUAGGGCAAACGAAAGGCCGGCGAUGGGCGAGGUGGAGGUCACCCUUGAGCUUGCCUUGGAGCUACAAAACAGAGCAGAUGCUGAAAUGGAGGCUUUCAAUCCUUCUGGUGAAUAUCUGUAUGAAGAAGCAUUAUUUUCUGCCUUUCUUAGGAAUUUUUCUGGUCUUGAUAGCAAAUAUACUUCUUUGUUAUCAUAUUCAGAUAGCAGUAGUUCCAAUUCUAGUAGUUAAAUGCUUUGUGAGGAAGGAUAGCGAUAACUAUUUAGAUAGUCUGCCAAUUGAAUUCCCAAGCACUCUUUCAUUGUAGCAUGGCUCAUCAAGGAUGGAUCGACAAUGGAAGGAUGAAGACAGUAAUUCUGUUUAAUCGUCUAGUUAU